Molecule: messenger RNA, 1456 nt
Organism: Zea mays
Lineage: Eukaryota; Viridiplantae; Streptophyta; Magnoliopsida; Poales; Poaceae
Exons: 5
Coding region: 368-1018 (216 amino acids)
Molecular function (GO): chromatin binding
Source: RefSeq, marked validated
AAAUUCUCGAAGAUAACGACCAAGAGAUUAAAAAAGUAUCUUCAUGGGUUCGCUCUCACAGCCCACGCAGGAGGCACCGAACAUUCUAGCCCUCUGUGGUGUCAACGGCAAGGCAAAGCGAAGCCAUCAAGUUCGCCGUCCAAACCAGCAGCAGCCUCCAUCGGACGGCAGAGAGCAGCCGCUCGCCACUUGGAUUCAAACGCCCCGUCACUCUAAUCGCGUAGAAACUACCAAAUUACCCCUAGCCCCCUCCCUCAGUCUCCCUGCAGCUGCUCCGUCGGAACGGACAACCGCGGCCAUCCCCCAGCCCCCCCUCUUGCUGCACACUCGCACUGCUAGGGUUCGCUCGCAAUCCAGCCUCUACGCCAUGGCGAAGACAAAGCAAGGGAAGCGGGACGUCGACGCCUACACCAUCAAGGGCACCAACAAGGUGGUCCGAGUGGGGGACUGCGUGCUGAUGCGGCCGGCGGACACGGACAAGCCGCCGUACGUGGCGCGGGUGGAGCGGAUGGAGUCGGACGGGCGCGGCGGCGUGCGGGUGAGGGUGCGCUGGUACUACCGCCCGGAGGAGGCCAAGGGCGGCCGCCGCCCGUUCCACGGCUCCAAGGAGCUCUUCCUCUCCGACCACUUGGACACGCAGAGCGCGCACACCAUUGAGGGCAAGUGCAUCGUUCACUCCUUCAAGAGCUACACCAAGCUCGACAACGUCGGCCCGGAGGACUUCUACUGCCGAUUUGACUACAAGGCCGCCACCGGUGCAUUCACCCCCGACCGUGUCGCCGUGUAUUGCAAGUGUGAGAUGCCGUACAACCCAGACGACCUCAUGGUGCAGUGUGAAGGCUGCAAGGACUGGUUCCAUCCGUCUUGUAUGGGAAUGACCAUUGAGCAAGCCAAAAAGAUAGAUCAUUACAUGUGCUCGGAUUGUGCUGAAAAAAAUGGUGCAAAGAGACCCUCAAAUUCAUACCCAGUUUCACCAAACUCUGAUUCUAAGAUCGAAUCAAAGAGGCGCAAGAGAUAAAUUCUGGCAAAGGAGAUCGAUAUGGCGUCUGCUCCUCAUUACUGAUGCAUAUUGAGAUGUACACUGCGAGAGAAGAGCCAAGCCAAUUGUAGGACAAAACUUGCUUAACUUAUCAUUCUUCUGUGUAUUCUGGGGACGUUUCCUGCAGCUUAGACAUUUAGUGUGAUGAGUAGGUCAGUCAGUCCCCUCCCCCGCUGCAGCGCGCGCAUGAUCAGCUGCUGGUGGCGGGAUAAGUCGGGAAAUGCUAGAGCGCUGAUGAUUCUGUCGAUGUAACUUUAUCGGGUUGUGUGUGUGUGUUUUAACAUAUGCACUGGCUGGAAACAUUCCCAUGUGUGAAUGGGCGAUGCUGAUGAUAGCUUGACUGCUGUUUCAUAAUUCAGUUAGAUGUUGCCAAGCAAAGACUUGAGAUAAUAUUGAGUUCGAUCUUGAAACUUGAAA